This is a messenger RNA of Vigna radiata var. radiata (mung bean), 1967 nucleotides long. Its product is annotated as phosphatidyl-myo-inositol mannosyltransferase. Bases 401 to 1852 code for a protein of 483 amino acids. Lineage: Eukaryota; Viridiplantae; Streptophyta; Magnoliopsida; Fabales; Fabaceae. Gene Ontology annotation, molecular function: glycosyltransferase activity. The transcript has a single exon. The record is from RefSeq and is a predicted model, not a curated record.
AGAAUAAGCGGAAGUUGAAUGGCUAUUCCAUGAACAAAAAGAAGAAGAAAACUUAAGCAGGAAUUCAGGAUAUAAACAAUUCUUAAUUUGAAGUCUAGGUAGAGAUGGUGGAAAAGGCCUAAUUGUGCGUGCUUUUUAAAUACAGUUUCAUACUUUUCAAAUACUUACGAAAUUAAGAUCACAUGAAUCCACUUCAAAGCCUGAAUGAAAGGCGUGAGGAACGCACUCUUACAAAACUCAAACUCCACCCACUUGCUUCAGUGCGUGUCUACCUCCCAAAUGGCCCCCAUCAUACUCCUCCUCCUCCUCCCUUUUCCUUCACAUUCACCACACACAUCAAAAUUCAAAUACUUCCAAACAUACUAACUACACCAUUUCCUCAGAACAUCCUCCCGAGGAAAUGGCCCUCACCACCAAGUCCAGAAAACCCAAUUCACCUUCAAACUUUUACUUUUGCACCACUCUUUUCUUCGUUGUCCUCUUCACUAUACCAGUUCUUUUCCUCCUCCAUACCCCAACCACCACCUCCUUAUGCACCACCCAAACUAAAACUUGGUCCGGUGAUCUUCAGUUGGCUGAAUUUGCAUGGAACCGCCUCUCAUUUUCUGAGCGCAACACACCACCCUUUGCUCUCAAAAUUGCUGUCUUCUCCCGGAAGUGGCCUAUUGGUACAACCCCUGGUGGCAUGGAACGCCAUGCUCACACCCUUCACACUGCUUUAGCACGCCUUGGCCAUCAAGUUCAUGUCUUUACAUCUCCACCCCAAGAUGAAAGCACUUCAAUCUCAUCCUCUGAAAAAGGUGCACCAUCUUCCCCUUACAUUCAUUUCCAUGAAGGUGAGCCUGGGAGGUGGCGCUAUAACAAGGCAUGGGAGCAAUUUGUGGAAGAAAACGGGAGAGAACCGUUUGAUGUUGUGCACUCGGAAAGCGUGGCACUCCCACAUUGGCUAGCACGCAACAUGUCAAACCUUGCAGUGUCUUGGCAUGGCAUAGCCCUUGAGAGCUUGCAAUCGAGUAUCUUCCAGGACUUGGCUCGCCAGCCAGAUGAGCCUAUGUCCCCUUUUUUCAACAAAAGCAUACAGGGUGUUGUGCCAAAGGUGCUGAAUGAGAUAAGGUUCUUCAAGAAUUAUGCGCAUCAUGUUGCUAUUAGUGAUAGCUGUGGUGAGAUGCUCAGGGAUGUGUACCAAAUUCCUAACAGAAGAGUUCACGUGAUUCUAAAUGGUGUUGAUGAGGAUGACUUUAGAGAAGAUGUAGAAUUGGGAAGGGAAUUCAGAAGAAAAAUUGGCAUUCCAGGGAAUGCAAGUUUGGUACUUGGUGUUGCUGGAAGAUUAGUGAAGGACAAAGGCCAUCCUCUGCUUCAUGAAGCUUAUUCGAGGCUUAUAACCAAGUACUCUAACGUUUACUUGAUUGUAGCUGGUUCUGGACCAUGGGAAAACAGGUACAGGGAUUUCGGAAGCCAGGUUCUUGUUCUGGGAUCGAUGAGUCCUUCCAUGUUAAGAGCGUUCUACAAUGCAAUUGACAUUUUUGUCAAUCCCACACUCAGACCACAAGGGCUUGACCUUACAUUGAUGGAGGCAAUGAUGAGUGGGAAACCUCUUUUGGCAUCAAGAUUUCCAAGCAUUAAAGGGACUAUUGUGGUUGAUGAUGAAUAUGGCUACAUGUUUUCCCCUAAUGUGGAGUCCCUGUUGGAGGCACUGGAAGCAGUGGUAAAGGAAGGACCCCAGAGGCUAGCUAAGAGGGGCAAGGCAUGCCGAGAAUAUGCUGCCAAAAUGUUUACAGCAAGAAAGAUGGCAUUAGCAUAUGAGAGGUUAUUCUUGUGUAUAAAAAAUCACACCUUCUGUUCCUAUCCUUGAAGCUUAGGUUAGGCAAGACACUCCUUUUACACCUUCCUUUCUUACAUUAUUUUUCUUAUAUUCAGUAUGAUAAAAUUAUAUUCAAAUUAUUAUAAAAUCUCGAAUUACUUUUGUA